Molecule: messenger RNA, 2537 nt
Organism: Periophthalmus magnuspinnatus
Lineage: Eukaryota; Metazoa; Chordata; Actinopteri; Gobiiformes; Gobiidae
Gene: fitm2
Product: fat storage inducing transmembrane protein 2
Exons: 2
Coding region: 11-790 (259 amino acids)
Biological process (GO): phospholipid biosynthetic process; lipid storage; lipid droplet organization
Cellular component (GO): endoplasmic reticulum membrane
Source: RefSeq, a predicted model, not a curated record
CGGUGUCAACAUGGCAGCGGAGGAUGUCAUUGUGGACAAACUGGUUUCUUUUUGGAGAAUCCCGGGCUCCAAACGUUACUUUCCAUGGAUAUUUUUGUUAAUUUCCGUUAUGGGGUCGUUGUUGAAGGAACUGCAGAUGGUUCCGGAGACGUAUUUUAGCAGUAGCAGGAAUAUUUUAAACUUGUAUUUCGUGAAGGUCUCGUGGGGCUGGACUCUACUUCUCCUCACACCCUUUGUCCUCUUGUCCAACUCCUCUUUCAGUCGGGAUGUUUCGUUUCUCACGCGGCGCCUGCUCGCUCUCCCCAUCGCCACCGCCAUCUGGUACACUUUCACUGAGACAUUCUUCUACAUUGAGGACGCCACCGGAUCUUGCUACGAAACCACAGCCAUGGACGUUUUAAAGGAUGAAUUUACUAUCAAGUCUACCUGCAGACGCGCCGGCUUCCACUGGUUUGGCUACGACAUUUCUGGACACUCGUUCAUUCUCACAUACUCUGCGCUUUUUAUAAUGGAAGAAACGGCGCCCAUGGGUUACUUGAAAAAUGCCAACAUGUCGACCUUCCCGCGCAUGGUUCUUAAGUUCUUGUACAUAUCGUUGAAUGGUCUUGUAUUUCUCUGGGUGUGGAUGUUUUCUUGUACUUCUGUGUAUUUUCACAACCCUUUUGAUAAGUUGCUGGGUACGCUGUGCGGUUUGUUGGGUUGGUAUGGGACGUAUAGAGUUUGGUAUCUAAAACCACUGUCGCCAGGACUACCGCAGAAACCGAAAGAGGAGCAAAAGCAACGCACAUGAACUGCUAAAACUAUUUCAAUCUCUUAUCCAUCUCAAGUACAUUUUUUUGUGUUUGGUGGUUAAAGUGCAUAUGGCAGGUUUGGCUACUCAUUUUACCAAAACAACGCAGUUUACAUAAUUAUAAUUAAGAUUUUAUAAAAAUCUUGCCAAGUUUUUUUUUUUUUGGUAAAGUUUAUAAUUUUACUUCCUGCUUGGACACUAAGAGCAACCUACCUACCUGUUUAUUAUUUUAAGACUAAUACAAGCAAGAAUUUAUUUAGUUUUUUGUUGAAUCAAUGUUUAAAAAGCCAGAAAAAUGUGUUCUCCAUGCAUAAAUUGUCUCUGGAUUUUGGAUGUAAUUUUCCAUGUUGGUGACACCGGUAGUGGGAUUGUGUUUUUGGACUCGCGACUUCCUUGAUUUUUGCUCUUUUCUACUUGAUGUUUUGUCAUAAACUGCCUCUCAACUCAAAUAUACCAUAGAUUUUCCACCGAACCAAGUAAUAAUUAGAAAACCAUGAAAACCUGUCAUGUGCUCUUUAAGUGUCAAAUGGAGGGCAGGGAUCAGUAUUGUUCUACGGGUCAGGUACAGUUUUAAAACAAAUCUCAAAAAGAAAACAUUUUAUUAUUGAACCACGUUAUGUUGCUAUACUGAAGUUAGUUCACCUUAUGUCAUGUGCCAGUAGAGAAGAUAUUAAAGGUCCUGUAUUAUGCGAAAUAGACUCCAUAAGCCACGUUAAAAUGCUGUUACCUCCUCAAAAACAUAGCUGGAAUUGUGUUUUGUUUCAUUCACACAUUUGAGUAACUCUUUAUUAUUAGUCUACCUACAACUCCAGAGCUCAAAAUGCUCUAUUCCACCUUGUGAUGUCAUGAAGCGGUAGUUUUCCAGUUAACUGCUCCUUUUACCUUCAGUUCAGUAGAAAUCGGCAAUUCCAGAGCUGAAAUUAUCUAAAUGAAUCUAGUGAAGGUGUGUGGAGUUUAAAAACACAGUGGAGCACUUCCUGUAUUACCACAUGAUGACAUCACAAGGUGGAACAAGGUGGAGUGUUUUCCGUUUGAGAGAAGAACUCAGCCUUAAUAUGCAGGGUUUGUGUCUUAAACAUGCGUGAAUGAAACAAAACACAACUCCAGGUCUGCGAUGAGGAAACAACAUUAUUAUACAGAUCAGAGAAUAACAUAAUAUGGGCUCUUUAAACUUUGUGCCAUGUUUUGUUUCAUGUGAAUGGGCUCAGUGACUACAGAGAUACUGACCAUAAACUGACCUAUUCUUUUUCAGUUUUAAGCUCUUAAUGUUACAUUCAAUGAACACAUCUCCACACUACAACCUCUGGGUCCAUGCCGUCUAAGGUUUUAUUUAAUUUAUUACAAUUUUUAACCAAGAUUUUGGUUUUGAGAUUCCUUAUGGACACAAUGUAAACAAUGUAUUUUAACAGGAAAAGCUCACAAAUUCACUUUGAAUCACUCUGUUUCAUAGAUGCAGAUUGUGUUGUUUUGGUGCUAGUGGAGAGAUGCUCAUAGUAACAUUCUUAUGAUUGUGUGGUGACAUACAUAUAUUAUAAAUGAUUAUUGCUCAUAUUAAGUUCAGUUAAUUUUGAAAUAGACGUUUCAAAUGAGAAUGUAUUUAGCGCUGCUGUUUUGCUAUUGCCUUGUUUUUAUUUAUUAAUUUAACAGACUCUGCCUGACGACCGCAGCUGGUCCAGACACUACAUGUUGGGUUCAUAUCGUUUGGUUUAGAUAAUGAUUUGUGCCAAUACUGAAUUAAAAGUGAUGU